This is a messenger RNA of Ipomoea nil (Japanese morning glory), 1252 nucleotides long. RefSeq lists its product as uncharacterized. The record is from RefSeq and is a predicted model, not a curated record. Lineage: Eukaryota; Viridiplantae; Streptophyta; Magnoliopsida; Solanales; Convolvulaceae. The transcript has 2 exons. The coding region runs from base 85 to 1059 and encodes 324 amino acids.
CUCCACUCUUCUGAUGGCACGGGCACCACGCUCGUUAGCAAUGUUCUCACCGGCAUUGAUAACUACAAUCCGUGGGCACGGGCGAUGACAAUGGCCCUUAAAGGGCGCAACAAAUUUUGUUUUGUUGACGGAUCCCUUCCCAUGCCAGAUGCUGUCCAUCCCAAUCACGCUCGUUGGCAUCGGGUGAACAACAUGGUGAUGUCAUGGAUCCUCAAUUCAAUACACUCAUCACUGGCUAACACUGUCCUAUAUGCCACCGACGCUGCCUCCUCUUGGAUAGAUUUACAAGAACGAUUUUCUACCGCGAAUGGACCUCGCAUCUAUGAACUUGAAAAGCGUAUAGCAACCUUUUCCCAGCGUGAUGCAUCCAUAGCAGAUUAUCAUAAUCAUUUGAGUGCGCUUUGGGACGAAUUAAACCUGUUGGAUCCUCCACCUAAAUGUUCAUGCUCUGCUCGCAAGGAAUACAUUGCACAAACGGAGCGUCGCCGACUGAUGCAAUUUCUCAUGGGCCUUCGAGACACUUUCGCUCAACCACGGAGCCAACUGUUGCUUAAUGGUAAGCUUCUUACAGUUAAAAAUGCUUACUCAUUAUUGCUUCAAGAUGAAUCACAACGUGUACAGAGCGAAAGUUACGGACAUCCAGUGGAUCAUUCAGCUCUUCAAGCAGCCUGGAUUGAUAUUGAUACACCAGCCCCGUUGCAAUCUCAUAUAUCCUCCAUGCCUCAAUUUACUGCCGCUGCCAACCAAUCUUCUACAAACAGGAUGCAUGCAUCAUCCUCCCCAUCUCGUCCGGGUAACAAUCGAGCACGACCACAGUGUGCUCAUUGUGGGACACUUGGUCAUACGCAACAAGUUUGCUACAAACUUCACGGGUAUCCUCCCGGGCACAAAUUCUACAAAAAAGAAAAUACUAAUAGUCAACCUAUGACGGCCCAGUCAACCUCACCUAUUCCUUCCGAAUCACUUCAACAAUUAAUCCGAUUGCUACAAGAGGUAAAGGAGCCUAAAGCAAACCUCGUUGGACCUUUCAACGAAGAUGGAGAUUGGUCGGGGCCAUGAACGCAAUGACUUAUAUUUCUUUAGUGAUGCACCGCAAUCCACUGCAUUAACCACCAUCACUCCUAAUACAUGGCAUUCUCGUUUUGGUCACCCAUCUCAUUCAGUUUUUAAACAUUUAAUUUCUACACUAGGUUGUUCUGAUUUUAAAGAUCCUUGUGAUAUUUGUCAUAUGUCCAAACAAACACACUUAUCU